AUGUUGAAGAUGGCGGAAAUGUGGCCCAUCAACCCGGCAACCGCAUGGCGGCGGCCCAUGAAGAGAGGAGGCAUCAUCGGCUGGGGAUCCUACUUGACGUUCGCCUGGGCAGGGUCUUUCCUCAAGCUCGGCUCCACUGUCACCCUGAAGGAGGAGCACCUUGAAGGAAUCUACGACAAACACGAGAGGUGGGAAGAGGGACCAAACAUGCUAAACGAAAGGGUUUCUCGGCGGCUGCCGCCGCCGCGCUGGUCAAAAGAGCGCUUUCCAUGA
Molecule: messenger RNA, 273 nt
Organism: Ectocarpus sp. CCAP 1310/34
Lineage: Eukaryota; Phaeophyceae; Ectocarpales; Ectocarpaceae
Source: the annotation of a GenBank genome assembly